Phaeodactylum tricornutum CCAP 1055/1 is the source of this 637-nucleotide messenger RNA. RefSeq lists its product with no specific name. Bases 1 to 462 code for a protein of 153 amino acids. The record is from RefSeq and is a predicted model, not a curated record. The transcript has 2 exons. Gene Ontology annotation, molecular function: ubiquitin conjugating enzyme activity. Gene Ontology annotation, biological process: protein polyubiquitination; proteasome-mediated ubiquitin-dependent protein catabolic process; DNA repair. NCBI's taxonomy places the organism in Eukaryota, Bacillariophyta, Bacillariophyceae, Surirellales, Neidiaceae.
AUGAGUACUAGUGCCCGUCGUCGUCUUUUGCGGGAUUUCAAGCGCCUUCAAAAUGAUCCUCCCACAGGUGUGACGGGUGCUCCUAUGGACACAAACAUUAUGAUGUGGCAGGCUGUUAUCUUUGGUCCCGACGACACGCCCUGGGAAGGUGGCACCUUUAAACUUGUACUAGAGUUUACGGAGGAUUACCCCAACAAGGCACCUCAGGUUCGCUUCUUGACGAAAAUGUUCCAUCCCAACAUCUACAACGAUGGACAAAUCUGUUUGGACAUUCUCCAGAAUCAGUGGUCUCCAAUAUACGAUAUUUCCGCCAUUUUGACGUCGAUUCAGUCUUUGUUGUGUGAUCCCAACCCGGCUUCUCCGGCCAAUUCAGAAGCUUCUCGUCUAUACAAUGAGAAUCGUCGUGAAUAUAAUCGCCGCGUACGAGAAAUUGUCGAGCAGAGUUGGGUCGAUGAGGCAUAAGAGUGGCGCGGUCGUGGGAUUGCUCUGCCACACGGCGAGUAGAAUUUCCCAACUGAACAUGUUUGUGAUAGACUGGUUGAAGUUCAGAAUCUCAUCCCCUUAUAGCCACGUUUAUUUGAGGACAAUUGGAAUUCUAUAGCCUACCCUAUUGUCAUAGAGGAUUUCUAAAUCUUUA